AUGUCACAAAAACAAACUCAAUUUAUGGUACUUCCAAAUGAAGUUAUAUACAGUAUAUUCCAUUUCUUAAAAACUUCUGAUAUUCUUCGAGCGUUUGGUCAACUUAAUUGUCGAUAUGAUGAUCUUAUUCGAUUUCAUAUCAAACGAAUUGAUCUUACUGAUGAUUGGGAUGGAAAUCUACAAGACUUUAAAUGGAUCUGUAGAUCGAUUCAAACGCUCAAAAUUAAUCAAUACUACAUUCACUGGUUACGUGCUCUAGAUCCUAAGAACAAUUUAUCGCAAUACCAUCAAAAACCUUCAUUUUGGACUAUUAUUAAAAAUAUUUUCACUUGCUCCCAAAAAAUGACAAGAUCAUCUCGAUAUUAUUUACAACGCACCAUUCUUAAUGUUAAUUAUCAAUUUUCUCAACUCCAUUCGCUUCAUCUUGUCAACAUAUGUGAGUGGACCAAAGUGAUAUCUAACAUGAAUUUGAAAAGUCUUAGUCUUUGGUUUGAUGAUGAUCAUCGUUAUCACCGCGAGAAAGGAUUUAUACCUCAAACAGUGACCCGAUUCUCUACAAAUAUUGCCAUUGAGGCAAAUAAAUUUCAUUUGGGUUUGAUUGAUCUGGAUGUGUGUAUUAGCUCAAUGCCUCAUUUGCUUGAAAUUGUCGAACGGACACCUAAUCUUCAACGUCUAUCAGUUACUUUUGCUGAUUGUUUUCUCCAGUGUUAUGAGAAAGUAAAUUACACGUAUAGUUAUUUCGAAACGAUAGUAGCCAACUUUCGUCCAUUAAUCAAUUUAACCCAUCUUUGUCUUAGUACGAAACAAAUUAACAAUAGACCAACUAACGAACGUUUUCCAUUCGAUCAAGUUCAAUUAUUCAUUGAUCAAUGUUAUCUAAAGACAAGUAUUCUUAGAAAAGUCACUCUGAACUUUGAUUAUAUUAUGUUUAAUGAAAAUCUAUGGUCAACAAUCGUACGAUAUAAAAACACAUUUGAUCGUUUCGAUUUCUAUGCUUCAUUUACAGUAAACGAUAUAGCCUCGAUAAUUGAAACAAUUCAGUCAAAUAAUGAUCAUUUUGACUAUCAUAUUGAAGAUGUUGAUCCAAAAUUUUCACGAGCUGGUUUUGUACAUAUUUAUUCAUUACCAUUUGCUUUCGAUAAACUUCAUGGAUUUAUUUCAUGCUCGGAACUAGGUUCUCGAUCUUCAUUUUUAAGUGUUCGUCAUCUUUAUUUGACGAGAAAUUAUCUCGCUCGUCCCAUUUCAUUUGAAUCGAUAGCAAGAUGCAUGCCAAAUCUCAUUUCCAUUGAUUGUAAUUUUUCAUUCGAUUAUAGCCGUGAUAUUAAAAUUUCACCACUCAUUUCUGAUCAAGACAUUCUCAAUUAUGUUCGCUUUUUUCGCUUCAUAGCGGAGUGUAGGUGCAGGCCUGAACCUUGUAUCUGCUUUACUCAACUUUCUCAACUACUCGAUCGAAUGCCACGCUUACAAUAUCUGAUUAUUUCUGAACAUGCUUUGAGAAAUGGGUGGUAUUCAUUAGCAUCUCUUGAACGGCUCGAUUUUCGACAACAUGAUUUCAAAUCAUCUCAUCGGUUACCAGAACAUGCUCCGCAUUUAUCAACGCUUUUCUUCGAUUACGAGUUGUCAUCUGUAAACACCUUAUCAUCUGUAGACAACUUAUCAGAUAUCGUCAGUUCUCUGUAUAUGGGAAUUCCAUCGCUGAAAUUUAUUUCACUCAAGACUUACCGAAUCCCUUUGCCGCGAUUGCCAUAUAAAAAGACGCGAUUGCCAUUGCCAUGCCAAACGAUAGCUAAACAAGCUUUAGUCCACAUGCAAAGUAAGCAUAAUCGCCUUCGUCAUCUGACACUUAACUACGAAUAUGCAGUAAUGGAAUUUUUUCUUGAAAAUAUGUAA
Molecule: messenger RNA, 1890 nt
Organism: Adineta steineri
Lineage: Eukaryota; Metazoa; Rotifera; Eurotatoria; Adinetida; Adinetidae
Source: the annotation of a GenBank genome assembly